Molecule: messenger RNA, 20630 nt
Organism: Diorhabda carinulata
Lineage: Eukaryota; Metazoa; Arthropoda; Insecta; Coleoptera; Chrysomelidae
Gene: Calx
Product: sodium/calcium exchanger 3
Exons: 8
Coding region: 56-2590 (844 amino acids)
Biological process (GO): sodium ion transmembrane transport; cell communication; calcium ion import across plasma membrane
Cellular component (GO): sarcolemma; postsynapse; axon
Molecular function (GO): calcium:sodium antiporter activity
Source: RefSeq, a predicted model, not a curated record
UCCCGUGAAGUCGACCGAACGUCUGGCAUGCCGACUGCCAUACGACGCGGGAAAUAUGGGGGCGGCGAACAACGGCUCGAUCCUGUGCGUGGACGGUCUCAUGCUGCCCUGUUGGCAACCUCUAGACGGUGUAACUUUCAUAGACCGAGCUGGACGCGGAUUAGUAUACUUCCUAACACUCGCUUACUUAUUCAUCGGCGUUUCAAUUAUUUCAGACAGAUUUAUGGCAGCUAUAGAAGUUAUUACAUCUCAAGAAAAAGAACUGUCAGUAAGGAAGCCGAACGGAGAUACGCAAAUUGUUGUAGUAAGAAUGUGGAAUGAGACCGUAGCUAAUUUAACUUUAAUGGCUUUGGGUUCCAGCGCUCCUGAAAUUCUUCUUUCAGUUAUAGAAAUUUAUGCAAAGAAUUUCGAAGCUGGUGAUCUUGGUCCAGGUACAAUAGUAGGUUCAGCUGCUUAUAACCUAUUGGUUAUCAUAGCUAUUUGUGUUUCCGUUAUUCCAAAUGGAGAAGUGCGAAAAAUUAAACAUUUGGGUGUCUUCUUUGUGACAGCUACUUGGUCUGUGUUCGCUUACAUAUGGUUAUAUCUCAUCCUUUGUGUUUUUUCUCCGGAAAUCAUCGAAAUUUGGGAAGGGUUAUUAACAUUCUCGUUUUUCCCUUUAACUGUAUUAACAGCCUACGCGGCUGAUAGAAAAAUUCAUAAGUAUAUGACGAAAGAUUACAGGAUGAACAGAAGAGGAGUUAUAGUACAAGCUGAAGGGGAAAAUCUAGAAUUGGGAAACACCGAAUUAUUGGCUUUGGAUGAUGUUCAUGAAGAUAUAAAACAAGAAUAUAUCACUACUUUAAAAGAUCUGAGGCAACAAAAUCCGCACGCGGAUUUAGGUGUACUUGAAAAGAUGGCCCACGAAAUGCUUUUGAAUCGAGGUCCAAAGUCUAGAGCUUUCUAUCGAAUCCAAGCAACGAGAAAAUUAAUGGGAAGCGGUGAUUUACUGCGAAGGAUAUCAGAAAGAGCUCAAAGCGACUUAAGUGAAGUAAAAGCAGAGUUACAAAGAGAAUCGGGUGCUGCUGAAUACAAUCAAACUGCUUGCAGGGUAUUUUUUGAACCUUCAAAGUACACGGUAUUAGAAAGUUGCGGAAGAUUCGAAGUAAGAAUUGUCAGAGUUGGUAAUACUGAUUGCCCGUUAACUGUAGAUUAUACCACCGAAGAUGGUACAGCUCAAGCUGGAAGUGACUAUGUUAAAGCUAAGGGCAGUUUGCAGUUUGGACCAGGAGAAAAAGAGAAAAGAAUCCGCUUAGAAGUUAUUGACGACGACGUCUUCGAACCCGACGAACAUUUUUAUAUCCGCUUAUCGUCAUCUCAACCCACAGGUAGUCUAGGAAGCCCGGUUUUGGCAACCGUUAUCAUACUGGACGAUGACCAUGGGGGUUUGUUCAAAUUUGAAGCACAGAACCACGAGUUAGUCGAAAGUGUCGGCCAGUACGAAUUGAAAGUCGUUAGAUGUUCAGGAGCUCGAGGAAAAGUUAUAAUUCCCUAUUGGACGGAAGAUGGUACUGCUAAACAAGGAAAGGAAUACGAGAAGCAAGAGGGACAAUUGGUAUUCGAAAAUAAUGAAUCCGAGAAAAGCAUCCUGCUGAAAAUAAUAGAGGAAGAUAGCUAUGAAAAAGACGUGCUUUUCUACGUACAGUUAGGGGAGCCUCAAAUGACUGGCGACGAAUUAGCCAGCUUAGCAGAAGAAGCGGCAAAGAAGAAUCCAGAAGAUAGAACCGAACGAGAGAAAAUUGCCAUUUUGGGAAAGCCCCGAUUGGGAGAUAUAACACGUGCUCAAAUUAGGAUCAAGGAAAGUAAAGAGUUCAAGAAUACGGUCGAUAAAUUAGUUCAACGUGCCAACGCAUCGCUAUUAAUAGGAACCUCCUCUUGGAAAGAGCAGUUCAUGGAGGCUUUGACCGUUAGUUCCAGUGAUGAUGCUUUAGAUGAUAAAGAUCCUUCAGGAUUAGACUACGCCUUGCAUUUUCUCACUAUGUUUUGGAAAAUACUAUUUGCGUUCGUUCCACCAACUGAUAUUUUUAGAGGAUACCUCUGUUUUGUGGUAUCCAUUUUCUGUAUAGGACUAGUUACAGCAGUUAUAGGAGAUGCAGCUUCACAUUUCGGAGCUACAUUAGGAAUCAAAGACGCAGUUACUGCCAUAGUAUUUGUUGCUUUAGGCACUAGUAUUCCAGACACAUUCGCCAGUAAAGUAGCUGCCAUACAAGAUAAGCACGCAGACGCUAGUGUAGGUAACGUGACUGGCAGCAAUGCAGUUAACGUAUUUCUAGGAAUAGGUGUAGCGUGGUCCAUAGCCGCGAUUUAUCACCACGUCAAUGGAAAUGUCUUCCACGUAGAUCCUGGCAAUCUUGCCUUUUCUGUCACAAUUUUUUGCACGGAAGCAGCUUUGGUAAUUAUUGUCCUAGUUCUUCGCAGAUCGAAGUACAUCGGUGGAGAGUUGGGGGGGCCUACUUACAUAAAAUAUUUUACGUCUGCUGUCUUUUUUAGUCUAUGGAUCGUCUACCUUAUCAUGUCAUCGUUAGAAGUCUACGGAGUCAUACAUGGGUUUUAAAUUAUUUCAACAAAAUAUAAAUAUGUCUGUUAAAAGGUCAUCUACGUUUUAUUGAAAAUACGGUUCUCUUCUUAGCGAUACGGUUAAACCAACACAUUUCGUAUUUUAAAUUUUGUAUAAACUUUAAGUUGAAUAAUAUUAUAUAAAUAACAAAAUUCGUUCAUAUUCAAAAACUACAAAACAUGUGAACUAAUUUUUUGACAGCACCUCAAAAUGAUGCUAUCCAAAUAACGACAGUAUACUAAUGAUCAUUUGACAGCUACUGCCAAAAUGAAAUAUCUACGUAUUUAAACACUCAAAGUAAGGUAUAUGCAGCCAAUAAGGCCAAGUUGGCAAUAUGGUUAAUUCCUCAUAGCUCGAUAACUACCUAAGGCCUCGAUCUCCUAUUAAAUGCUGUAUGCGACAUCCGACUUGAGCGUAAACGUUCCGAUCAAUGACUGAACGCCAGUCACACCGUCAGUGAUCAAUAGAUCUCAUACGCGAACGACGAUAUCUCGUUCACAACAGUAGUCGACAAAUAGUGUAGUCGUGUGAUAUCAAAUUGAUUUAAAUUCGACACUUUUGGCAGCACUCAUGUUACUUGAAGAGGCGGCACAAGACAACUGCAUAAAAAUCAGGGCAACAACACACCGAUUAUUUAUGGGGAGGAAGAAAGAAGAAUUUUUCCAGAUUUUGAUAAUGAAACACUUAAAAGACAACAAUCAAGAACAAUUCAAACAUAUCGUAGAAUUUGUACGGGAAUGUAUAAUAAAAGUGCCACCAAAAAGGCAUCUUAAGCCCAUAUCACCUGAAGGAAAAGCUGCUGGUCAAUUUUAUGUAUAAUGCAUAAUACAUUGAACUUAUUCAAUCAAUAAUUAUUUUUUUUUCUUAUCGAAUUUCGGCAUUUUGUGUUUAUGCCAGAUACUACGUUUAGUCUGCAAUGGUUCGAAAUAACUAGAGUCGCGGCGUAGAGCGUUUGAAUGGCGCCUACGGUGUCCACACGCCAAAGUUAGCGUUUGAAAGCGACCACAACAGUACAUUUCAAUAAUAAGCAUCGAGACGCCACGUACGGGUGACGUGAUGGCGUUUAUAGGAGACCAUAGCCUAAUAUUUGAAGUAUGUCGCGUAUAAACAGGAUAUUUGCCAAAUACACCAGCCGUAAAGUCAUCAGUUUUGAGCAAACCGCCUGAGCGUGAACUGCUUUCCAAAUGAAACUUGUGAUUUAAAAUUGCCGCAUAUAAAAGUGAAAUUUUUUGAAUCUACGGUUAAGUUAAUGAUAGUACGUGGAAAAAACAGUUAACUUUGUACAUGUGAGCAAUAUGGACAUAGUCGAUAGAUAGCAAUAUGGCCACGGCUAUGUUAUACUUACUAUAAUUAAUAAGCGUAAUCAAUAACUAAACGGGGAUUAAACAGUUCCCCCACAAGUACUGUGAGUCUUCUUGGAUUCAAAAUGCAGUCAAUAGCGGGCCACAGUCAGGCAUCGACCUUAGCAUCGACUAUAUGUCGCUAAAGAAUGUAAUGCAAAAAUCUUGUAAAUAAGUGUUAUUUUUAAUAAAGUGUAUUAUCCAUAACUAACUUGUUUAAUUGGGCUCUAACUGAGGUUCCAAUAGUCAACACCCAUAACACUACAGGCUGGAUGAUACCUAUCUGCUAUAAAGAUUUAUGGAAAGAAACCAUUCAAAUCCGGGUCAGAAAAGCACAAAACUUAAACCCGUCAAGAGCCCAAAAACGAAACAAAUUUACACUAUUGGAGCAGCAAUACCUCCCGAAAUUUUAUUUAAAGGAAAGCUCCAAAAACAAGAAUGGAUUUACUUAAUGCCUGAAGGGACUUUAGUACUUAUGACUGAAAAAGGUAGCAUGAUACAAGCAGCAUAGAGCAGUUGAAUAGAACAUUUUGCAAAAUUUAAGGUUCAAGGUUAUUUUUUAUGGAACCCAAUGUCAUUUGGAUUUCAUUAUUUUGGAAACCGCUGACAGAUUCGAUAUUACAUUGUAUUGUUUACCCACUUAUACAACACAUAAACUCCAACCAAUCGAUAAAGCUGUCUUUAGAGGGUUUGAGUACUAUAGAGACGAUGAAGCUGUUAAAGCAUCCAGAAAAACGUUUUAUAAGUAACAUGCGUUAUUUUUGAAGCAUAUUUUCAGCUAUUUGGGAUAGAACAAUGACCAUGUUAAAUGUCAGAGCAGGCUUUAGGGCAACAUGAAUAUAUCCUUGAAAUAGGUAUGCAAUCAGAAAGCACUAUUACAAGUCAAAAUCAGAGCCAAGAAACUCAACAGAAACACCAAAUAUCUUAAGAAAUAAAACCUACAUCUAGUUUAUUAGAGAAUGAGGAAAAUGAUGUCGAUUACUUUGAAAACUCGUAUUAGAGACAUAACUUCUACCCAUGAUGAUAGCAGCAGUGAUACAAAGAGCCUUUUCAGUGUAUACGAUAAAUCUGAUGAAUCUUAUUCUGAAAAAGAAAUUGGAGAAGAUCUUGUCUUGAAUAAGAGGAGCUGAGAUGCUUCUAGCUCCAAAUCAAGCACCAACCAAAGCUAAGAAGCACAGAAAACUUGCUCUCGAUAGUAGAGCUCAAUUUGAAACAAGAAACAUAUUCAAUAAACAAAAUAAAACUAAGGACUCAUGUACAAAUAUAAAAAAAAAAACGAAAAUAUCGAGACCGCCUUAAUUUAAAUUAAUUAAAAUUUUAAAGUAGUCUUGGUAUUGUAAACUCUGCCUGGAGGAUAGGUAAAUCGAUAUGCGCUGAAAUAUUAAUACAAUGAUUAUGUCCAUAAAGAGUGCAUUGGACUCACCAAAAACGAUGUCAUAGAUAUUUUCAUAUAUCCAGAUUGUGAUUGAAAAUUUGAUUGUUAUGAAUAAAAGAUCUGUUUUUGCAAUCACCCUAUAAUUGACUCGUCAUAAUAAAUUUAUUUUUUCGACUAUUCCCGAAUAACAUUCAUUACACUAACAAUAUUUUGUAUAUCCAUAUUGCCAUACACCUGAUUGGCAAUUUGGUAAGUUGCACCAAUUUUUUAUAUUACUCAUAUUAUUGUAAUGUUGAAUAAGGUUGACAUUUAAUUACUUAAAAUAUAUGCCAAAUAAUGUACUAUAUCCAAAAUUCUGCAAAGUUCAAACAUCAGGAUUUAAAAAAAUUAAACGUCUUGGCUGUAUAUACCUUACAAGUAAUUACUGGGAAUGUCUUAUUUAAAAAACCUGCUAUAAAGGGGUCGUCGAAAAAUUUUGUGUUAAAUUGUUUCAAUAUUUUAAAAUAUGCUACUGGAAAUCGUAUUUCAUAUCACAAAAACCGACGAAAAUUAUGUCUCUCAUAAAUCAAUUCGUGCUGUUUUGAAAGAUCAUUUUGAGCCGAAAGAUAAAAAUCAAUCGAACUAUCCUCUUGACUCCGUUCUACUUGUUGCUUUAUCAAAAACUCAAAAUAAUACUGGUUAUCAGUAAAGAGAGAACAUGGGUUUCAUUGAUCGAUUCCCGGUUAUUUUUGACGUAACGAUAAAUUGAUUCUACUAAGAACAUUGUUUGUUGAUUUAUAAAAGGAAUAAUUGAGAAUUAUAAAAAUAAAAUUCUUAGAUAAAAUUGAAUAAUUUGAGCAAGCGGCAAAAUUUAAUCCCAAAAGACCAAAAUUUCACACAUCAUUUACAUGAUUUUAUAAAAGUAAGGGUAAUUGGUCCAAUAUUCUAUAGAUUAACCUAGUUAUCAACUUAAAUGUGGUAAAUAUUUAGAGGCCAAAUUAUAAAAAUAAAUAUCAGAUAGCAUAAAAUAUAGAGAGAAAUAUAAUUAAAUAAAAAUAUUAACAAACAUUAGCGCAGAAAUACAAAAUUAUAUAAUAUAUUAAGCCUACAAAACAAAAUUCCCAGCCUGGAAGCCACUCAACCGCUGACAGGGCACGUGGUAUUACUAAUACAACAUAGGGCUGCUGAUUCUGGAGGAUAGGGGGAGAAAUUACGAUACACAUCUGCAACUGUCAAGCUCUUAUUUACACACGGAGGGAAAUGCUAUGAUUAGACUUAGUGGAUCGACAAUUCUUCAAUUCUGGAGAACAUCUAUGAUCUAAAGGUCACAAGCCGCAUACGGCUCUUAUCAAAACCCUUUGAAAAUGGUAAAAUAAAUUUCAAUUAACUAAUUUCUUAUUUCAAAUUUCUACACUUAACAAGACUAAGGAUAUAAAUAUGAACUAUUAUUGCAUUCUUAGAGAUGAGACUCCAUGUUAAGAUUUAUCUUUCAAACAACUGCAAUCUAUUUCCGUCUAGAUGUGGUUAGUGGAUCAUUUUUGGGUAACUUCAGUUGUUGCUUGUUUAUUCACUUGCUCAAUAAUUAGAAGCGAUACCGCGAUACAAAGAUUGACAGUAAUUAUUCGACCAAGCUUAAAAAUACAUGGAGGAUCUAUUUGCUGAGAGAUUUGAGCUUUCAAAAUAAAUAAAGGUCCGUCGUCCAUAACAAAACCUUUUGACACUAAUAUAUAUGAAAUUAAUAUUGAGUCAUUUGGAAUUGAUGCCUGAUUGUGGCGAUUAGAUAGACUUGUGACACAGAAGUCAAGAGCAAGUCGGGAGAGUUGGAGAUCCAGAAAUGCAUGCACAUUGCACAGUGCAGUUUGAGAGCUCUAAAAGAAAUUCCGCAAGUAGAGGCCUUAAAUUCGCUACUAUAAGAAAUUUUUAAAAUUUUAACUUUCGGCUCCUCCGUUUCAAAAGGUUGCUGACCUUUGGCCUUAACGAAAAGGAGAUUGCAACGAUAUUAUCCAGGCAAUUAGCCUUCCCAUUAUUAUUAAUAAUAAUAAUAAUAAUACUGGAUGCUCCAAAAGAUAUUAGAAUAAACUCCUUCAUAACGAUAUAAUUAUGCUUUCUGAUAUUUAUGAGACGAAAUUUUAUGAGCACAGUACAUACUAAUUUGUGAGUUGGGACAAAGAUUAUAUGAAAUCGGCAAUUUUGAUUGAAGUUAAAUAAGUAAGUCACCUAAACAUACAACAGUAAAGUUUUUAUCAUUUUAAACGCAAAAAUCCAAAAAUUAUUCAAACUUUAUGUAAAAUUGCAGUUGUAAAAGAUAACUUGAGAAAAUAUAAGCGUUGCAUCCAUAAAGUAACGCGUAAAUUCAUUGUUAGAUGAUUAAUUAGUUAUUAUAUAGAAACAUCAUCACACUGAUUAAUUCUACGACCAUAUAGAACGAAAAUAGAUCAUACUUACAUCACGCGUAUCAUACAUACGCGUUGUUAGAAAAUUCUAAAUUUCAUAAAUAUACAUAAAUAUUUUAGCAGGUGCUAGGAAAAGUGUGUAAACCAAGAAAAUAAUGAAUAUUUGCCAUUACAGCACAUAUUCCAAAUCUGCCUUGAAAUUCUACCCAAAAAUGAAAACCAAAUUUCAUAAUAAACUUAACCUUAAACUUAAAUACCAGUUUAACAUCACAUUUAAGCAAUCCCUAAAAACCUACAUGCCAUCUAAGUUAGCAGUAGACGUGCUCAGUUACCAAAUAAAUGAAGAUAAAAACAUGAUAAAAUUUAUGAAGGUCAAAUAAUACAACAGAGAAUGAAAUUCAAGUACCUUGAAAUUGCAAAACCCAGUUAUGGAGACGUAGAAGACGAGGUAGUAGGACAAAUAGCCAAAGCAAAUAAAAUCACGGGAUAUCUUCAGAUCUUAGUAUAGUAAAACAAACACCUCAGACAAUAAAUAAAGAACGAUUUUACAAAGCAACAAUCAGACCUAGAAUGACCUACACAUCAAACUCAAGGCCAGGAAAGUCAAAAACCAAACUUGGAGAUCACAGAAAUGAAAAGUCUCAGGCAAAUCUCAGAAAAAACACUAAUAGAUCGAGAAAGGAGCGAAAACAUCAGCCUAAGAAACAAUAUCAAUGUCUGUCGAAUGACAGAAGAUAUAGUGGUAAAAAGAGCAGGGAGUUGGAAUACGAAGUAGAGGUCGACCACGAAAGAGGUUGAGUGACAACCUAGAGUCAGGAUAGAGAAAAGAUAUCGAACAAGGAACAGGCGGUUCCUAUUAUGGAAGAACGAAGAAGGAGAAUAAAACAAAUUGUGUUGGACCGUAAUUCAUGAAAUUUCCUAGCAGAUAUAUAUUUUAAGCUAAAUUUGAAGAAAUUGGUAACAUUAUUUGCUGUUAAGGACGUUUCCAAAUUUGCAGGAUGAAGUAAUAACAAAAUAAGCGUAACAUAUCAGUUUUCGUGAGAAAAAUAACGUACACAUCACAAUAGAAAGUAACAUUUUCACACUCGUGUUCUGUUUCAUUGUGUGAUAUACUAUUAUUUAUUAUUUUUAAAAUAAUAUUCUAUAGUAUAGGGUGCAUAACCUUUUAGUGAUAACAUUUUUCAAUAGAACAAUUCCUCUGAUUCCAAAGAAGUUGAAUUGUACAAGGUGAACAAAAAUGCAAAAGUUGUUUAUGUCAAUUUAUUAUUUACAAAAUAAUUGAUGAAAAAUGAACGUUUGUUGUAAAAAUAUCAGACCAAAUAAAAUUUGCAGUAAUUGUAAUAUUUUGUAGCAUAGCGGAUAUUACGUUCUGAAUUUCCUUUAUGAUUCUGGCUUUUAGGGCACGGAUACUCGUAUCUUCCGAAGAAAUCUAAUCUCAACCUACCUUCAAAAAGAAAUCUAACGAAGAGUUUAGGUGAUCCAGUGACUAUACAAAUCCCCAGAUAAUUUUCUCUUUGGAUAGUGUAGAUUGCCCACAAAAUUAUAUAUUGUUGAGGUCUUGCAAUCAAUGUUGAUCUACCUUGUCUAACGCGCUCCAAUUAUCUACAUCUAGUUUGUAUUUUGCUAUUUUAGAGAUAUAUUCACGAUCUAUGGGUGCAUUUCUUCAAAUAAUGUACAUGUCAUAAUAUUAUAGCCAACAUCAACCACCAUUUAAACUCCUUCACAUCUGUUUAAACGCAGUUUAACAUAAAAUUUUGUUAAAAAGGAUUAUAUGAUAAAUCAGAUUAACGAUAAGGUUUUGUACAUAUACAUUUACGACGUCAGAAGGAAAUCUGCAAAUUAAAAAAAAUGUUGCUAACUCAUCAUUCAAAGGUUAUUCAUUCUUUAUCGUGAUUGUUUCCUCAAUGAAUAUUUCAUUUAUAUUUUGAAAAUAAAAAUCGACUUGUUCCUGUAAUUUGUCAUCCAACGGUUUGAUUUGAUAAUAAUGAGUAAUUUUAUGAAUGCACUCCAUAUAAUUAAAUUUAUAGCUGAAAGACUUGAAAAUAAAAAAAGGGACUGGACUAGAGACGCUUAAGUAGAGGUCUCCGAAAGGUCAUGUCAACUACUUUUGUUUACUUUGGAGUUAUAAUUCAUGUUCAUUUAAUAAAUAGUUACUACUUAUGAUAUUAAAUUGAUUGUGGUAGAUUGUAAGUAGUUGAUUCUUUAGAUAGCAUCGUGAGGGUUAAGACGUUUUUACAAACGUUGCUAAAAAGGUUUUAUUUCUCGGAAAAUUAUCUUUUUUAUUCAACAAAACUGCAAUUUUACGUAACUAGGAAAUGAUUUACAUAUAUGUAAAUCACGUUUUCAUACGCGUACUAACUGUAAAACUUCACUUACGUCGAAUUUUACAAGUGAAAUUUGAACCUCAAACGUCGGUUUAAACUACAGAUACCAUUUUUCUCACUUUUUAUGGGUGGCGUAUACCGACAAACUUCAGUUUAAACGUUACCGGCGGUCUGAGGGAUGUUUAAACUUCAGUUUAAAAUGAAACGUAGGAUCCGAACCUAAUUUUGUGAAAUUGCUUACAUUUUUACAAUAUUAUUUAAAGGGAUUUGAUAGAAUGAUUGAAGAUUUUCCUUCCAAGUUUCCGUAUCACUUUUUUUGAAUUCGACUGUUUCUUUGAUUUUCUUCACAAGGUUAACCAAAAGCACUACUUCAUAGCACAAUUUUUUGUUCUUUGUUCAUUUUUGUUUAAAAAACUUUCUUGAACAAUUCAAGUUUAAAUAAAUACCGGAAAAAUUUUGAUUAUAUUUUUAACUACUGGCAGAAAAAUGUCUGUAUAACUGUGACAUGUAAAAUAGAGUAAUCUUGUUUAUUCUUGGUUUAAAGUAGAGUUCAAACCAUAGUUUAAACUUUAGUUUAAUCUCCUGUUUUACCCUAGGUUGUAAAAUUGGCCCUUACCGCUGACACCAGUUGGUUAGAAUAACAACGAUAGCAUUCAUUCAUAUGGUACUUUUCUGAAACUAUCCUGGGUCAGAGGGACCACCUAUCAGCUGAUUGGUCGGUAGCCAGAACGAGAUUUUAAUCACAGCGUGCUAACUUCGCGUUCAAUUUUCGGUGGAAAUUUCAAAUUUUCAAGGAUUUACUUACACAGAUUAUGCACUAAAUUUUAAUUCCAACAAGCUAUUUUUAUGUUGAAAUACCGAAACACCGCAAGCCUCAGAAACCUAUCAAUUACGUUGCUUAUGAAAACUAAUCAGAAACAAUCCGUCAGCUGACCGCAUUUACCCACUGGUCUACCAGGGUAGAAAGGAUCAUAUCAAAUGACUACGACCCGAUUAACUCGAUCAAUAAACGACUAACAUUGAACGUGGUCGAGGUUAGUUUCCCAACAUUCAGAUCAUGAGCAGGUUACCCAUAGAGUUAAUAUUAAAUAUGUAGAGAGGAACAUCUAGGUGGAAUUGUACUAUUAGAAAAGAGAGAAACAGCAUCGGUUUACCACACUUUCUUCCUCCAAUCGCCAAUACAAUCAAAGCUUGUUAUUAUCUUUUUUCGCCAUUCCUACCACUCGAAACUUCGAUGUUAUGGCGAUCCAAUCAUAAUAGAGUAGAGAGAGAUACGGAGUGGUAUACCGAUAUUCUUUCUCUCUCUAUCAGCAGCUCGAGUCCACUUGAUAAAGCUUCUAUAUCUCGCUCUCUCUAUUUUCAUAUUACCUCACGUUAACUGCAGAAUUGCCUAUAUAAUGUAACCGACUAGACAAGUUUUAUGUAUGUACAUAAUGUGCUGGAUGUUUAAAAAUACGAUCCAAUGAUUCUACGAAACUUACCACGUAUAAAUGUAUAGAUACUUUUAGAAGAAGUGUAAACUAAUUAGAUCCAACGAUAAAUUAACGCCUAUUUUGUAAUUGGUGUAUUUGUAGAUUUUUUAACGAAGUAGUUUAUUUUACAAAUGAUCCUUUCAAAAAGUAUAUAUAUUUUAUGGCUAGUUUAUAGAAAAAUAAGUUUUUAAUAGUAUUUCUCUGCGGGUGGUAGAAGAAAUAGAAAAACUUGGAAUAUGCAACUCAUGAUAGUUCAUUUUUAGUUCAAAAGAAACACACAUAUGAAUAGUAAAAAUUAUUCCACUUCAAAUUGUUCUCUAUGAUUCUCUCCAAAUUGUUCUACUGAUAUAUAGGAGCCCCCGUCCCGUUUCAAUGGACAACAAACAAGCUUCUACAUUGUUAGACAGAACAUUUUAGAGGAAGAAAUCCUGGUCAUAAAUAUGUUAAAUAAUUUUUUUUAUUUUUAAAGAAACGUUUUGCUAAUAAUAAGUAAUUAAUCAACAACUUAUUUCGAAAUAAAAGUCAAUAAUAAUUAUAUAUAAAUAAAUAUGUAAACAACGUUUUAUACAUAUUAACGAUACAUCACUUUGGUAUUCUCCUGGAACGUACCUACGUCUUGAAUAUAUCAGUACUGGGAGCACUGUGAUGAUUCUAUGGAGAAUAGAGGUAAGGAGAGUUUUCUUUGGAUGUACAAAGUGUCCAUACUUUUGCAACGUAAUUAAUUAAGUUUAUAUAUAAAGUUUAACAAUAUGUUUUUAACAUUUAUUAUAUAUUAUUAAUUAUUAAUUAUUAGAAAUUAAAUCCCCGGAUCUCAACCAUGAUUCUAACAAUUAGACACUCGCAAAAAAACAAGUAAAUCUAACCUCAAACUUUUCAGUCGUCUGUUGUUCGCUCGUUGUCCAGAUUCUUAGUGUUUGAAAUAACCAUGGCGCGGCACUGCUAUCUAGAUAUGCUAAAAAUGGACGUGGGUAGGACAUGGUUAACUGUAAAACCGUGGGGUAGGACAUAGAUGAUAGAACUAUUAUUAUUUGUUCUUAUUUAACUACUUUUAUAUAAUUUCGUUAAAUAUUAUUUACUUUUAUUUAUAAUAAUUCCUUACUUAUAGAAAUAAUAACUAUUAUUAGGUUAAUUUAAUACAAUUUGACAUCAUAUCUUGAUUACAACGCCGACCUGACGACCACAGAGUGAGGUAUUUUAGUGCCCGUGAAAUGAUAGGUUAGGACUGUUUGAGAUCUUUUUUAACAAUUUAAUAUUGUUGUCCUUAAACCAUUUUAAUGCUGUUUUUGAAGUGUAACAAGCAGCCUCGUCUUGCUGAAAUAUAAAAUCCGACCCCGGGAUUGCAGGUAACAAACAUUCCUUAAGAUGGUUAAAUAUUUAUCAACAGAUUUAACAAUACCAUCUCUAAAGUAUAAUUACCCUACACCUUUGACGAAUGUCAAUCUCUACUGCAGAACGUAAAUUUAACUUUUCAAUUGUGACAAUCUGGAUGAAAUGUGUCAUUUUUUUCAUGAAUGACUCUCUUCGACUGUCACUUAUGCACUCAAGAUGAGACUCGUCAUCUCAAUGAAUUGUUCCACUAAUCUAACUCCCAAUUUCUACUACGGCAUCUAGCAGUAGGUUUCUUUAGUGUUGAUGUUAUUAAAUUUUUAAUGAAAAAAUUUUGAAAAUGUCAUCUUGUACGACCAAUCCCAAGUUUCGUAGCUUCUCUGUAAUAUGUGGAUCUUGAAACACGUCUUCAUAUAGAGUAUUUAUAUGAUGAGCAAGUCUAUUUUAUUAUAUUAUUUAUUUCAAAGCUCCGUUUUCUGUUGUCAUCUUUGACGCUAUAUUUUGUUGUAGAAUUUUUGUGGAUCAGGUGAAGUAAAUAAUAAACUCGUGAAAACUGAAUACUUUAAUUAAAACUCGUAACUCGAACGUUUACAAGAAAAGCAAAUAACCGACUGACUCUAGUAAAAAUACGAUACACUUUUUAGACCUCUUUAAACAAGAACAGAGCGUCAUUCUUAUCGUUAGCAAAACAAACACAUAAACGAAAAACUAAACCAGUAGAUAUAAAAACGGUCAACAAAUGUAUCGAUUACAAAAAACUCGUAUUUCAGCCUAAAAAUGCCGACACGGCUAGUCAGUGAUGCUUUUAAACACUUCAAUACUCUCCCUAAAAGUAUAACUGACUAACCAACUCACCCAGUCUAUAAACUAUUAUUUCGAACUAAACCAAUUUCUGAAAACAACAAAUUUAGGUUUAGGCAACCUGUUUGUCACUAGAUACAUAAAUGACGUCAAAUUCGCCCUUAGCAUAUACAUGCCUAACAAAAUUAUAGUUAACAUCAAUAUGUUUUGUACGAGCAUGAAAUUCUGGGUUCUUCAUCAACUUAAGUGCGCUUUGAUUAUCGAUACAUAACAAUGGAUUUUCUACAUUUUCUAAACCUACUUCACUGAUGAUGCGCUUUAACCAAAUUAAGUCUUUUACCGCCAUAGCCGCACUCACGUAUUCGGGUUCAGUCUUUGAUUGCGCGAUACAUUGUUGUUUUUUACUGAACCACGUUACAGCCGCACCCCCGAACUUACAAAUUACUCCCGAAGUUGACUUUCGCGUAUUUACGUCACUCGCCAAAUCCGCAUCACAGUAAACCUUAAGAUGUUCCUUGAAUCCAUAAACAUCCAAGAAAUCAGAGAACUUUCUAUUCCAACAUCUUGGUGCCUAUUUAAGACCAUACAGACUUUUCUUAAGUAAACAAACUUGAGAGGAGCCAUUCUCGAAACCUUUGGGCUGUUCCAUGAAAAUUUCCUCCUCAAGAUCUCCAUACAGGAAAGCUGUCUUGAUGUCGAACUGUCGUAGAUGAAGCUUCUCCAUAGCAGCAAAACUUAACACAACACGAAUAGUCUCAAAACGAGCCACGGGACUGAAAGUUUCAUUAAAGUCUAUCCCGGUUUUCUGCGCACAACCUUUUACGACAAGACGCGCCUUAAACCGCUCAAUUUCACCAUUGUCUUUAUACUUGAUACGAAAAACCAAACGAUUUCCAAUUACCUUUUUGUCAGGAGGUCUUUCAACUAACAACCACGUGUCAUUUUGUUGCAGGGAGCUCAUUUCUUCUUGCAUAGCAUGUAACAAUUCAGUCGAAUGUUCUGAUGAAACCGCCUUCUCGAAGCUUUCUGGCUCACUCUGAGCAACCCACGCUACAGGAAUACCGUAAUAAUCUGGAGCAUUGAUUUUAUCCCUGGGACGUAACUGACGUGUUGUAGUUUCUGAAGACACCUCUUCCAAAACUUCUUCUGGCUCUUGCAGCAUUUCUGGUAUCUGAUCUUCAUCGUGAUUUUCUUCUGAUGUAUUCUCAAAUUGAGUUGAUUUUAAAACUAUUUUCUCCUCCUUAAAAAUCACAUCAUGACUUAAUACCACAUCAUGUUUUUCCGAAACCCAAACACAAUACCCAUCAAGAUGUUCAAGAUAUCCGACAAAUAUGCCUUUCAAUGCCUUUUUGUCCAGUUUUCUACGUUUUUGUACAGGUAUGUGGACAAAACAAUCCGUACCAAAAACUUUUAGGUUACCAAUUCUGGGUUUCUCAGCAAACCAUAAUUCAUAUGGGCUUUGAUCUUUGAUUUUGGUUGGUCCUGUUCUAUUCAAAACAAAUACAGCAGUAUUUACAGCUUCAGCUCAAAGAAACUGCGGCAAAUGUGGCUUUGCAUGUAACAUAGAACGUGCUGCUUCCAUUAAGGUACGAUUUUCUCGUUCGGCACUUCCAUUUUGCUCCGGGCAGUAAGGAGUUGUUAUUGUAUGUUUAAUACCUCGUUUGUUCAGGAAAUCUUCAACCUCCUUAUUCACAUAUUCGCCCCCACUAUCUGUACGCAUUUCAAUGAUGUCUCUACCAAAGCGUGUUUUAAUUUCCGCGCAAAAAAGUUCAAUUUUGUCUUUGACCUCCGAUUUUUCACGAAGAAAAUAAACAGUCCGAUAAUUGCUGUAAUCGUCUUUGAAAAGUACAUAAUAUCUUUUCUUACCUGGACUUUCCACUUGGAUCGGUCCGCACACGUCCGAAUGAAUAAUUGCACGCGGUUGUGAUGCAAUAUUCUCACGUGUACCGAACUUGAGUCUGUGAUGUUUACCGAACGCGCACGCAUCACACAACUCAUUGUUUAACUUAAGUUCAACUCCGCGAUUUUUCAUAACCAUCUGCACGUGUCGUUUAUUUUGAUGACAUAACCGUUCAUGCCAAAGUUGCAGUUGAUCAUCCACUGACGCGGCAGAAGCAUUAUCCGGCGAAACCACUCGCAUUAAAAGUCGAUAUAAGUUACCCGCUUCGAUCCCGACAGCCACCAUUUUUUUACCUCUACGAAAUGUACAUUGAGUACCAUUAUGCGUCAGAGUGAAAUCGAUACCCUUUUUAGCGGCUACGCGAACCGAAAACAAAUUUUUCGACAUUUCCGGAGUAUACAGGACGUCACAUAAAGUUCCUGGGCACCACUCACCGUUUACAAAUGUCUCCAUAUCAAUGUCACCACUUCCAAAAGCUUCCACGGCGGGACCAUUACCUACAUAAACCAUAGUUGGUUUUGCAAAUUCUUUAAAAUUUACAAACCAGGUCCGUCGAUUUGUCAUAUGCUGCGAAGCUCCAGAAUCAAUGAGCCAAUGAUCUUGUCCACUCCCGGUAGUAUCCCCAACAAAGGCUUCUCUCUUUUUACUUGACGAGCCUUCACCUUUAUUUGGACAGUCCUUUAAUAAAUGUUUUUUGGAGCCACACGAAAAACAACCCCGACACUCUUUAAACGUGUGGUUGUUUUUGCGGCAUAACGAACAACGCGUCACAGAAUCAGCUGAAGAUGACUUCCCGAAACGAUUUUUCUUUCCAGCAAACUUUCCUGAAACUAACGCUACUUUAGACUCAUCUUCAACAUUUUCUUGACUGCCAAAUCUUAGUUCUUCAGUAAGUAGUCUUGUUGUCAAAUUUUCUAAAGUACGUUUGCUUUGUUCUGUGGAAUCCCAAGCACUGUGAAAGAAGUUGAAUUUAGGUGGUAAUGUGGAGAGUAUUCUCGUUAUCAACAUAGAUUCCGGUAUCUUACCACCCAACUUAUCCAUCUUGUUUGCCAGCUGCUCAAGACUUGAUAUGUGAUGCGCAAUACUACCAUCAUGACUCCACUUAAAUUCAAAAAAUUGCUUUUGUACCAACGCAAGGCUCUCUUCGGAUUUAAGAUCGUAAACACUGUGCAGUUUUGACCACAUUUCAUGAGCCGUUGUACAAUUCAUAAUUAACUGCAAGGGUUUUGUUUCUAAGUAUAUUCUGGUAGUCCGUAACUCCUUCAGUUGGCCGUUGUUCUGUCCCUUCACAAAUUUCUAACGAGUCGUCACUGUCCAAUAGCGUUUGAAUCACAAACCGCCACUGCGACCAGUUGUCAGCAUCACGCAGUUUAUCUAUUUUCGGUUUGUCAAUUUCCAUUAUGGCAAACUUGACCGGCGAACGAUAGCCGAAUGCACUUAGUUUUUACUCAGUCGCACCCGCACUUCACUUUUCCGUUACACCGAAAAAAAACCGAACAAUUAUUUACUUCCAGUACACACCUGGGCCCAUAACCUGUUGUAGAAUUUUUGUGGAUCAGGUGAAGUAAAUAAUAAACUCGUGAAAACUGAAUACUUUAAUUAAAACUCGUAACUCGAACGUUUACAAGAAAAGCAAAUAACCGACUAGUAAAAACACGAUACACUUUUUAGACCUCUUUAAACAAGAACAGAGCGUCAUUCUUAUCGUUAGCAAAACAAACACAUAAACGAAAAACUAAACCAGUAGAUAUAAAAACGGUCAACAAAUGUAUCGAUUACAAAAAAAACUCGUAUUUUAGCCUAAAACUGCCGACACGGCUAGUCAGUGAUGCUUUUAAACACUUCAAUAUAUCUUAAUAUAUCUAACAAUUUUCUAAUUUCAUAUUUUGAAUUCUCUUUAUUCGAUAGUUUCUUAAUAAUUGACAUAAUUUAUUUCAUUCAUUUUUUAUCACUUUGAUUCAAUUAUAAUCAUUAGAGCUCAUAAUAACAUUCACUGCCCAUAAUAAAAAACUAUUUAGAAGUUGGAUUCUCACCAAUUUUUAUGAAUAUCUUAACAAAUAAAUGGUUUGUUGAUUAAUUUAGUUUGUAUCUAUUUUAUUUAAAAUAUAUGGUUGAGCUGGAGUUUCCGUAUUAUAAAUGUCAGUCGGGGUUCGAACCGAUGGUUGUAUGUCGGUUCGUCCAACCGUAGCCAGACUUCAGUUUGAACUGUCAACCGAAUGUUGAGAUGUACCUUCUAACCUAAACUUUUGUUUCUUAAAUUGUCACAUUUGUAACGUAAUUGCUCUGAAACUUCUCCAAUUAAUAGGGCAUUAUAUGCCUCUGUAAUUGUUUUCCAAGUACUAAUAUAAAAUAAAUGAUUAAACAUCGGUUUUGUUUGUACUCUACAAUGUUCUUGUGAUUUAUAAUUAUAUCCACAAGAACAUGACAAUCUUACUCUGUGUAAUUUAUUCUUUGUCUCUUUGAACCCUUCUUCUUCUUUUUCCCUGUGAUGAUUGAGUCAAUCCGUAGAUUAUCCAUCCAGCCAUGUUAAAAUUCCUAUAAUUUAACUGUCCAGAGUUGUGCGUAUGAAUCAUAGUCAUAACUCCUUCCAGCUAUCUAAAAUGAUCCCUUAAGACUCAUCUUUUAAAUGGAGAUAUAAUAGAAGCUUCAAAGAAAUCUGACCUCGCACAAUGACACUGUUUCCCGGAAAAUGUCAAUUUAUUCGAAUUUAAUAAUUGGUACAAAUUGAACUCUCAGUGCAGCUAACACAGAUAUUAUAUUUAAACACGUAGUUCCGGUUAGCUAACGUGUGGUGCAAUUGCAUUACAAUACCAAGCAUAUGUCAACCAUCGGUGAUUGAACAACGUUAAAUCGAACACAACUUUUAUUAUGUCAGGAAGAGUAUUAUUCCAUCACUAUUCACAUAAAGAAAUAACCGCUUCUCAAAAACCUGUUUUGAGUAAAAUUUUAGUCGAUGUUGGAUUUGAAACGUGACGGGGUUAGUAAAACAAGUGGCAACUAUGUGCCACAUUCUCUAUAAAAUACAAAUAUAGUUCCUAUGACUUCUUAGGCAUACAAUUAUAAAGUAAUUGAUGCAAAGUGAAAAUACAGCACAUAUGCUUGACAUACGAGAAACAAUGUUAGCAUUUCUGAUGCAAUUCGAGGCUAAAAACCAUGUUAACGGUCCAAAGAGGCUGCAAACUUCAAAAUUAUGCAUUUCGUGCUGUGCACAACACAUGCGCACUACGUCGAAUUAAAAAAUUUUCUUUUUGUAACACAGAUUUAUACCCUUUAUCUGAUAUAUCGUAAAGUGGUUUGUAAUUAGAAACACACUGGAGAAAAAAUUCAUCGUUUAUCAUUGUGUCCAUAUUAUAUCAAAAGACUGCCCAAUUAAACUAAAACUCAAAAAACUGGUGGAAAAGCGCAUAUAUGCCAGCAAUUUUAGCAAAGGUUGGCAAAACUCAUUAGAAAUAAGCCAAUUUUACGCCAAUUGAAUUAGAAGUGUAUCUUAAGAAGAAAUAGAAACUUUUAAAUUAAAAUCUGAAAAUUGAAUUAAAAUUACACCAAGGACUAUAAUAAAAUAUAUUAUUCAUAUUUUUUUAUAAUUUAUAAUAUCGUCAAGCAAUGAUAAAAUAAAUCCAAAUGUAGUUUUAUUUAUACUUCACGAUUCAGAGCCUUAAUUUAUAAAAGUUUUUAAUCGGUAAAUUAUCCAAAUGAUAAAAAAGAAAUUGGAAUAGAUGGAAAAUUAAUAUUAUUUGUAUGUUCGAUUUCAAACAUCAAUACUUUUUAUGAUAUUGACAAAAAAAAUUGAGAAGCAAAUUAUAGAAAAUUCAAUUAUUAACAUUGCUCUGCUUAAAAUUUUUCAUAAAGUUUAGAUUUUUCGAGAUAAAUGAUGUAAAAGUUCGGAAGAUAUCGUCGAGAUAUUUACCUGGUUCAUUCCACUAGAUUAAUGUAAGUAAGAAAUAUUUUAGGAACAAAAAUGCUUUGAAUAGAAACAGCCAAAUAGAUCACGAUUUUUUUUUUCAAUUGAAUAAACGCCAGAAAAUAUACAAACCAAACAAUAUAUCAAAGAAAUAAAUCAUAUAUAUUCCAAUGUGACAAAUACGAUAUUUCACUUUGUAAGAUUGACUCAAAUAUAUAGAUUAUUCAAUACACUUCCCUGUUUUUGCUGCUAGGCUACCUAAAUUAGGAUAUAAGUUAAACGCAUAAGGUAAAGAAGUAUCAGUGACUGAUUCUUAUGAAGUGGCACAGAAAAUUAAACUACUUUUAUAAUUUGGAAAUAGUCGUUUACUUAGUGCCACUUGACUGGUCUGUUUUUAUUUCAUCCAAGUAGAAACCGUAAUCGAAAUAACCGUCCUUUUAAUCAAAUACAAAAUAUAUACAGGAAAUUUUAGGAAAGAAUGAACGCACUAAGUUACUAUAUAAAUAACUACUGAAUCAUAUAUAAUACUUACUACUUAAUAAAUUUGAAUAAAAUAUUUACCAAACCAUUCAGUAAUCCAUUUCUAUCUUAUUCUAAAGUAGUUUUAUAUUUUUUUCCACUCUUCACUAAAAAACUAUGUACAACUUGUAAUUCUGAGAAAAAACGAAUAGGUUGGAUUGUCAGUAUUUCAGAAAUAUCUUCAACUUUGUUGUGAAAAGUUUGCUGUGGAAUUAAUAAAAUAAUUUCAUUCACAUUGUGUCGUCUACUUCGGCACUUGGUCAAUUUCUAGAAAAAAAAAAUAAAUGGUUGAAUCACAGCAAAUAUACAGUCCAAAAGACAUUCCAAAUUAUAAGUUUUUACAAGUUCUUAAACUGGAGAAAAUUGUGUAUUUCCUCCUUCCUCCUCUUAAGGUUGUUAUACUUAGAAAUAAGAUACUUAUAUUAUUUCGCCAAAUAAUGUUCCAUGUAUUGUAAUAAAUACCAAGAGAAUUUUGCUGACCUUUCGUUGAUAAAAAAAAGUGAUAAGAUUAGGUGUUCUCACUUAAAUUAUACAUAUAAGUAAUUUUUUCAUUAGUUUUCUAGAUUAAACAUAUUUAAGAUCAGCAAAGUUAUUUUUGGUUUUGAUGUAAGCUGUUAAGCAGUGAAGAUUAAAUUAUUGUUGUUAAUUGUUAUAUUACAAUUGUUGUAUACCAGUUAAAAAGUAAUACAAGUUUUUUUUCUUAAUGA